AUGGAAGAUGCAGCCGAGUCUGGGUCCCCAACGCCCCCGCACCAGAACCCCAUCCCGACCGCAAUGGAGAGCUCGGACAUCUCCAGCUCCGAGGAACAUGAGCAUGCGCCCAGCGACACAACAGACGAACCUCACCUUGUCAUUCGCUUGAUUCAAUGUCACCACUGUGCUCGGCCCUUACGUACCCCGCUUCGACUUCCGUGCGGCAAUACCGUAUGUCGGGAAUGUUUACCCCCGGUCCGGCAGCGGACUGGUAUUACAUACCCCGUGGCUGAGGGGAGGGAGCAGGGGUUUACAUGCUACUGGGAAGGGACUGAUAGGUGUGUCGGAGAGCAUUGUGUUGGGGAUUGUGGCGUUGAUGUCUUGCUUGGGAAGCUGGCUGGUGUUUUUGGGGGUGUACUGGCUGGGCCAGACAACAUCUCUCAAGACGUCUCAAAUGAUGAUGGUCGAAGCUUGCUAUGGAGAUCCAGUGAGAAGGGCCGAGUUGAAAUUGCACACUUGAAGCGGCGUGGGUGGCUAGAGGGCAUCUACGCCUUGGCACUGGAAGGCCGACUCCCUUCUGAUGCAUCUGAGGUCGUCUAUAAAGAUCCCCAGAUUGCAGAUGGACACGCAGAAUCGCGAGAUCUCGUGCACUACCAAGCGUUACGGGAUAGUCUCCGUGCCGAGCUUGACUGCCAGGUCUGCUAUGCGCUUAUCCUUGACCCGAUGACUACUCCUUGCGGUCAUACCUUCUGCCAGAAAUGUGUCGCGCGAGUCCUGGAUCAUACUGAUCUAUGUCCGAUCUGUCGUCGAAAGCUUGGCAUGCCAACUUCGCUGAAAGAAGAGCCUAUGAAUAGGGCUGUAGCGCACCUGAUCGAUCAGUUCUUCCCUGAACAGGUUGCAACUCGGCGGGAAACUGUUGCCCAGGAUGAGAUGGGCACCGACCUUGACAAGAAUCUACCCUUGUUCGUGUGUACGCUGUCAUUUCCUACGAUGCCCACUUUCCUUCAUGUCUUCGAGGCUCGGUACCGGCUUAUGAUUCGACGGGUGGUCGAAAAUGGAAACGGAAAAUUCGGCAUGGUCAUGGUGAACCGCCGCAGCCGGACGCAGCCAGGACAACUCGAGAAUGCUCCAUUUAUGCAGUACGGGACACUAUUGAUGAUCGAACGCUAUGAGCUGCUUCCAGAUGGUCGCAGUCUCGUGGUGGCUACAGGCAUAUCGCGGUUCAAAAUCCUUGACUCCUCAAUGCUUGAUGGAUAUCAUGUUGCUAAAACAGAGCGCGUGGAUGAUAUCUCACUCGCAGAGGAAGAGCGGCUCGAGUCGAUGGAAACCUCUGCAGAAAGUACAGAGCCUUUACCCGAAGGAAAUACCGCUGAGCCUUCAUUAGACUCUAUGUCAACUCAGCAGCUUCUCCUCACGGCGAGAGAAUUCCUCACCAACCAGCGCAGAUCAGGUGCACCUUGGCUGCAUCCGCGGGUUAUGCUCGCAUAUGGACCCAUUCCCACAGAUGCAUCCCGCUUUCCUUGGUGGUUUGCCAGCAUCAUGCCCAUCUCCGAGGAAGAGAAGUACCGGAUUCUCACCGCAACCAGCGUUCGAGAGAGACUCAAAAUCUCGGCAAGAUGGGCAAGGCAACUUGAAGCGCGGGACUGGUCGACCCGUUCAUCGCUAUACUCUGUCUUGUGA
Penicillium antarcticum is the source of this 1662-nucleotide messenger RNA. RefSeq lists its product as uncharacterized. The transcript is spliced from 2 exons. The record is from RefSeq and is a predicted model, not a curated record. The coding region runs from base 1 to 1662 and encodes 553 amino acids. Lineage: Eukaryota; Fungi; Ascomycota; Eurotiomycetes; Eurotiales; Aspergillaceae.